GCACGACCACACAGCGUGAGUUCUCACGCAAACUACUUAGUUAUCAAUUUAGUCGUGGUUUCCUUGCCAACAAAAUUACUUAGAUUCGGUUCCUAAUAAAGAUUAAAUUUCCCGAAAUUGUUUCAAAAUUCAGUAGCAAGUCAAAAUUUUGAUAGGAAAUUUUGGACACAAUGGUUCCCAAUAAAACCGAAGUUAUUGUCAAGCCCCCGUAUCCGGGUAUUUUUUAUUUCGAACAUGCCUUCGAUCCGGUAGAGGCUGUCCAUUGGAUGGAUGGAUUCUGGACGAACAGUUUCUACUUGGUGGGUGCCUACCUUACUUUUCUCGUCGUGGGUCAAAAGGUCAUGCGCUCAAGGGCACGAUUCCAGCUGACGAAACCAAUGAUCUUGUGGAACUUGGGGUUGGCUCUGUUCUCAAUUUUUGGAGCGAUUCGUACCGUUCCGGAACUUUGGUUUGUUUUAAACCGGGCUGAAAAUGGAUUUCAUUAUUCCGUUUGUCACACGAGCUGGGCUCACAACAAGGCGUUCCAGUUGUGGCUGUUUCUUUUCAUCAUGUCGAAAUCGGUUGAGCUGGGCGACACGGUUUUUAUCGUGUUGAGGAAGCAGAAGCUCAUUUUCCUCCACUGGUACCACCACAUCACUGUCCUUGUCUACUGCUGGUACAGCUAUACCGAGCUUAUCUCCACGUCACGAUGGUUUAUGGCGACGAAUUUUACAAUCCAUGCUUUCAUGUACUCGUACUAUUUCCUAAAAGCGAUGCGAAUCUGGGUUCCUAAACAAAUCUCGGUUGCCAUAACGACCGCCCAAAUUGUCCAAAUGGUGGCCGGUGUCGUCGUCAAUGUUCACGCCAUGCGCGCUAAACGCCGCGGAGAAAUUUGUGGCGUCACGGAGGCCAACAUUUCCUGGAGUUUGAUCAUGUACUCGACCUACUUCAUUUUGUUUGCUAAAUUUUUCUACGAUGCGUACUUGGCAAAACCGGUGAAGGCUGAGGAAUUAAAAAAAAGUUAAUAAAGCUGCGUGAUUACCGAUAAUUGUGCACAUAUUUGGUUGCUGAAUAAAAAUGUGUACAAAGUGCAAAAAUUGCCAAAAUUAAUUUGAAAGUAAUCUUUAUGCGUAUGUUGACUUUUGUUGAAAAAGUUUGACUGUAAAAUUGGCGAAUUGCUUAUGCAGAUUUGAUCUAUGUAUGUACAGACCAGAACCUUGGGAAAAUGUAGUCUAAUUUCUGCAUGUUUAUCUAAAUACAUAUGUACAUAAUUUUUAACGAGUAUGCACAUACAUAUUUAUCUGCUUGAGAAAUGUUUCUUUUUUCAAAACUCAUUCAUUUUCAAAAUAAGCAAACAAUUAUGCAGAAUAAAAAAAUUCUCAUUAUACAUA
Folsomia candida is the source of this 1370-nucleotide messenger RNA. RefSeq names its product elongation of very long chain fatty acids protein 6. Bases 171 to 1004 code for a protein of 277 amino acids. Gene Ontology annotation, cellular component: endoplasmic reticulum membrane. Lineage: Eukaryota; Metazoa; Arthropoda; Collembola; Entomobryomorpha; Isotomidae. The record is from RefSeq and is a predicted model, not a curated record. The transcript is spliced from 4 exons. Gene Ontology annotation, molecular function: fatty acid elongase activity. Gene Ontology annotation, biological process: fatty acid elongation, polyunsaturated fatty acid; fatty acid elongation, monounsaturated fatty acid; very long-chain fatty acid biosynthetic process.